AUGAUCUCUCUGUUUAAUAGAACUGCAGGAGAAGAAUCGAACGAGCGAGUGGAUUCAAUCUGCAAUCAAACCCCAAACCCUAAGUUCUGCAAAGACGCCAUAUACACCGAUCCUCAAGCUUCAGACGCUAACACAGUUGGGCUAGCUUAUAUCUCUUUUCGUUUAGCAAGCACCAAUGCCACGAACACACUAAAAUUCAUUACCGAUCACGGUGUAACACAGGAGGAGGGUCUGAAACAAUGUAGCCUCGAUUACCAAAAGGCAGAGAAUGCACUUGACGCAGCCCUCGCCGACUUGGACUCUGAUACUUAUGAGCUUGAGCAGUACGCGGAUAUUGCUGCUCAGUCCGCAGUCCAUUGCCAGCAUAGCUUGAAUGCAACAAAGAUGAUAUCUUCAUCAUUACAUUCACAAAUGACUAAGAGGAAUACAGAUUUGAAACUACUGGCUGGAAUUUGCUCUGUCAUCUCAUCAAUGUUUGUUCGAUAA
This is a messenger RNA of Papaver somniferum (opium poppy), 486 nucleotides long. Its product is annotated as cell wall / vacuolar inhibitor of fructosidase 2-like. Lineage: Eukaryota; Viridiplantae; Streptophyta; Magnoliopsida; Ranunculales; Papaveraceae. The coding region runs from base 1 to 486 and encodes 161 amino acids. The transcript has a single exon. Gene Ontology annotation, molecular function: enzyme inhibitor activity. The record is from RefSeq and is a predicted model, not a curated record.